AAUAAUUUGUGUGCUUAUUUUGUGUGUGUAAUAAAUGUGUGUGCAACAAGCAGCAAUUCAUUAAAAAUACAGAAAAAAAAAUACAAAUCAAAUCAAAUAAACAAAGAAAUAAAAAGCGCGUUAAUUCGAUUGUAAAAUGUUUGAGCCGUAUGUGAAAAUCAAAAAAAAGCGAAACGUGCACGAAAUUUAUCAAAAUCAAAAUGAGAAUGUCGUCGAUGUUGUUGUCGAUGUGAAUUUGGAGCAACAGCAGCAACAGCCCCAACAACAGCAACAACAACAACAACAGCAACUGUCAAGUGAUAAUUGUUGCUGCCAAAGUGGCCCGCAAAAUAAUGUUGCUAGUGUUAGCGCAUUAAGCAGCGCAUUGCAAGCAGCAACAGCGACGCCAGCAACAACAACAACUGCGAGCAGCAGCAGCAGCAACAAUUGCAGUCGCCUGCAGCAGUUGAUAUCAACGCCUCCAGUAUUACUGCGCAGAUCGUCGCUGUCAACGUCGACGUCGACGUCGGCAUCAGCGUCGCCGUCAGCAGCGGCGUCAACGUUGCCGCAACACCCACACGCUGUUGUGGCAGCUGUGAGCACGCCAACGCCACCGUCGCAGCAGCAACAAGCGGCAGCGCCUUCGGUUUUGCAACAACAUUUGGGUCACCUGAAUUACGAAAGUGGAGCAACUGCAGCAGCAGCAGCAGCAGCGGCAACCAGAAGUGGCACAGCAACAACACUGGCGCAACAUUUGGCAACACCCAGCAGCAUAUUGCAGGCAGCAUUCAGCAACAACAACAGCAACAGCAUUAGCGGCAGCAACAGCAACUUGCAACACAUUUUAACGCGCGCACAAAGUUCCUCCACCUCCACCUCAUCCUCCUCCUCUACCAAUUCCAAUUCAAGCUCCUCAAACAACUGCAGCAGCGCCUGUGCAGGCAACAGGCACUACAACGGUGGCAACAACAAAAACAACAGCAUUAUUGCCAGCCGCCUUUUUGGACCAACUUCGUCUAGUGCCAGCUCCAGUUCAUCAUUAGCUGCAGCGAGUUCAUCAGCCUCUGCCUCUUCCGCCUCUGCCUCAUCGACGUCGCAUCACCUGUCGCCGCAUCACCAUCUGCAUAGCCAUCAUUCCGCGUUGACCAAUUCCAUAACGAAUCGUAUUAAUCAAUCGAUACGGCGGCAUCUCAACCAGCAACAGCAUCAUCACCACAACAACAACAACAACGCCUCAACCUCAACUUCAUCGAGCAGCAGCAGCGGCUCGAAUUCUGCCUCAGUUGCUGCCUCCUCGUCGCACUAUCAACAACAACAGCAACAACAACAUUUUAAUUGCGUGCAUCCUGCACAACAGCAACAUCAACAACAGCAACAACAGCAGCAGCAUCACAGCAACCAUCAUCACCACAGCAGCAAUCACCAUCAACAACAACAACAGCAGCAUCAUCAUCAUCAUCACCACCACCAACAACAUCAACAACAACAACAACAAAAUCAACAACAACAACAACAAUCUCCUCUGUGCCUAGUAUUAUUAGUUAAAUGCCCAAAUUCAAAGGAGUUUUGUAACGCCGCCGCAAAUUUCUGUGAUAAAAGAUUGCCGGUGAACGAAUGUCAGGCAAGCCAAACAGCUAGAGUCACCUCGAACCUGCACGCAUCCAGUAGCACAAUGGCGGUCAGCCGUGUUCCCUCACCGCCCUUGCCGGAAGUUAAUACGCCAGUUGCUGAGAACUGGUGUUAUACGCAGGUCAAAGUGGUUAAAUUUAGUUAUAUGUGGACCAUAAAUAACUUUAGUUUUUGUCGGGAAGAAAUGGGUGAAGUACUCAAAUCGUCCACAUUCUCAGCCGGUGCUAAUGACAAACUAAAAUGGUGUUUACGGGUAAAUCCCAAGGGACUAGAUGAGGAAAGCAAGGAUUACUUAUCAUUAUAUUUACUGUUAGUUUCGUGUAACAAAUCUGAAGUCAGAGCCAAGUUCAAAUUUUCCAUAUUAAAUGCAAAACGUGAGGAAACCAAAGCAAUGGAAUCCCAACGAGCUUAUCGUUUCGUGCAGGGCAAAGAUUGGGGCUUUAAGAAGUUCAUACGCCGCGAUUUCCUUUUGGACGAGGCCAAUGGCCUGCUGCCCGAGGAUAAGCUGACCAUAUUCUGUGAGGUCAGCGUUGUGGCGGACAGUGUGAACAUCUCCGGACAAUCCAAUAUUGUGCAGUUCAAAGUGCCGGAGUGCAAGCUCUCUGAAGAUCUCGGCAAUCUCUUUGACAAUGAGAAAUUCAGCGACGUAACGCUCUCGGUGGGUGGCCGUGAGUUCCAAGCGCACAAAGCCAUUUUGGCAGCGCGCAGUGAUGUCUUCGCGGCCAUGUUUGAGCACGAGAUGGAGGAGCGCAAGCUGAAUCGUGUCGCCAUAACCGAUGUGGAUCAUGAAGUACUCAAAGAGAUGCUUCGAUUCAUCUACACAGGCAAGGCGUCGAACCUAGAAAAAAUGGCUGAUGAUCUCUUAGCGGCUGCUGAUAAGUACGCACUCGAAAAGCUGAAAGUGAUGUGCGAGGAGGCGCUGUGCGUCAAUCUCUCUGUAGAAACAGCAGCCGAAACGUUAAUAUUAGCUGAUCUCCACAGUGCGGAUCAAUUGAAAGCACAAACGAUAGAUUUCAUUAAUACUCAUGCCACCGAUGUGAUGGAAACCUCUGGCUGGCAAAAUAUGAUCACAACACAUUCACAUUUGAUAGCGGAGGCAUUUCGUGCCCUCGCAACACAACAAAUCCCACCAAUUGGACCACCAAGGAAACGCGUGAAAAUGAGCUGAAACCAUAAUGCAGAAGUAAACUGUCAAAUAGCAUCAACAACAACAAAAACAACAACAAGAGCAACCACAAUAACACCAACCAGCAACAACAACAAUACCUACAAGAGCAACAAUAAUAAUUAUAAUAAAGCAAACAAAUGUAAAGCAAUUUUCAAUAGUUGCCUACAAAUUGAAGAAGAAUAUUUCAACAGAUUUCAAACGAAUGCAACAUUAAUUAAGGCAGCUACUAAUAUUAUUAUCAAUAACAACAACUACAGUAAAACAUCAAUAAACUGGCUGCAGCCAGCGGUAGAAGAAGCAACAACAAAUGCAAAAGCAAGCAGCGAAAUGGGUAUAGUUUCCAAAUCGGUUAAUUUUAUUUUCAAUAACUUGAUAAUUGUAAUAUUCUUAUUUUGUUGAUUUAUGAUUAUGUUUAAUGUUUAUUUUUAAGAAACAAAAACAACAAAAAAAAAACGAAAACAAAAAAACAAACAACACAAUGAGAGAACAGAAAAAAACAAAACAAAAAACCGGAAUGCAACAAAUUUAUAAAUAAAAAAAUAAUAUAAAAUGAAA
Drosophila albomicans is the source of this 3331-nucleotide messenger RNA. It is a transcript of the gene rdx, whose product is annotated as protein roadkill. Gene Ontology annotation, cellular component: cytoplasm; nucleus. The record is from RefSeq and is a predicted model, not a curated record. Lineage: Eukaryota; Metazoa; Arthropoda; Insecta; Diptera; Drosophilidae. Gene Ontology annotation, molecular function: ubiquitin protein ligase binding. Gene Ontology annotation, biological process: regulation of proteolysis; proteasome-mediated ubiquitin-dependent protein catabolic process.